This is a messenger RNA of Nannospalax galili (Upper Galilee mountains blind mole rat), 3382 nucleotides long. RefSeq names its product CAP-Gly domain containing linker protein 3 (gene Clip3). Gene Ontology annotation, cellular component: cytoplasm; nucleus; microtubule plus-end. Gene Ontology annotation, biological process: cytoplasmic microtubule organization. Gene Ontology annotation, molecular function: microtubule plus-end binding. The coding region runs from base 216 to 1859 and encodes 547 amino acids. The record is from RefSeq and is a predicted model, not a curated record. Lineage: Eukaryota; Metazoa; Chordata; Mammalia; Rodentia; Spalacidae. The transcript has 14 exons.
GCCCCUCCCUCUCUACCCCCAUCCCCCUGCUGGCGUCUGGGCCUCGUCCCCUUCUCUCUGUCUCCCUUUCCUCCCCUAUCACUUCCCCCGACACCGACACCCCAUAACUCCCUCGGUCUCCUCAGUCCCAGCCUCGCUCUCCAACCGGCGCCACCCGAGGGUUUGUCUGAAGGCCGCCCCCCAACUGUCCCGCCCCCUGAGGGCUACUGAGGACCAUGACUAAGACAGAUCCUGCCCCAAUGGCCCCUCCGCCCCGAGGGGAGGAGGAAGAGGAAGAGGAAGAGGAUGAGCCCGUCCCUGAAGCCCCCAGCCCCACCCAGGAGCGCCGGCAGAAGCCUGUUGUGCACCCCUCAGCACCUGCUCCCCUCCCCAAGGACUACGCCUUCACCUUCUUCGAUCCCAACGACCCAGCGUGCCAGGAGAUUCUGUUUGACCCACAGACCACCAUCCCAGAGCUGUUUGCCAUCGUCCGCCAAUGGGUACCCCAAGUCCAACACAAGAUAGACGUCAUUGGCAAUGAGAUUCUGCGUCGUGGCUGCCAUGUGAACGAUCGGGAUGGGCUCACCGACAUGACACUACUCCAUUAUGCGUGCAAGGCUGGGGCCCACGGAGUCGGGGACCCCGCGGCGGCCGUGCGCCUCUCACAGCAGCUGCUAGCGCUGGGCGCGGACGUGACCCUGCGCAGCCGCUGGACCAACAUGAACGCGCUUCACUACGCUGCCUAUUUCGAUGUGCCAGAUCUCGUGCGAGUGCUGCUGAAGGGAGCAAGGCCUCGGGUGGUGAACUCCACGUGCAGUGACUUCAACCACGGCUCAGCCUUGCACAUCGCUGCCUCCAACCUGUGCCUGGGUGCAGCCAAGUGUUUACUGGAACAUGGUGCCAACCCAGCACUGAGGAAUCGAAAGGGACAGGUGCCAGCGGAAGUGGUCCCAGACCCUAUGGACAUGUCCCUUGACAAGGCAGAGGCGGCACUGGUGGCCAAGGAGCUGCGAACACUGCUGGAAGAGGCUGUGCCACUAUCUUGCACCCUUCCCAAGGUCACACUACCCAACUAUGACAACGUUCCAGGCAACCUCAUGCUCAGUGCACUGGGCCUGCGCCUGGGAGACCGCGUGCUGCUGGAUGGUCAGAAGACGGGCACACUGCGGUUCUGUGGGACCACGGAGUUUGCCAGCGGCCAGUGGGUAGGCGUGGAGCUGGAUGAACCUGAGGGCAAGAACGAUGGCAGUGUUGGGGGUGUCCGCUACUUCAUCUGCCCUCCCAAGCAGGGUCUCUUUGCUUCUGUGUCCAAGAUCUCCAAGGCAGUGGAUGCAGCCCCCUCAUCUGUCACCUCCACACCCCGGACUCCCCGGAUGGACUUCUCCCGUGUCACUGGCAAAGGCCGAAGAGAACACAAAGGAAAGAAGAAAUCCCCCUCUUCCCCAUCUUUGGGCAGCCUGCAGCAGCGUGAGGGGGCCAAGGCUGAAGUUGGAGACCAAGUCCUUGUCGCAGGCCAGAAGCAGGGGAUUGUGCGGUUCUACGGGAAGACCGACUUUGCUCCAGGUUACUGGUAUGGCAUCGAGCUGGACCAGCCCACAGGCAAGCAUGAUGGCUCUGUCUUUGGCGUCCGGUACUUCACCUGUGCCCCACGGCAUGGGGUCUUUGCACCAGCAUCCCGCAUCCAGAGGAUUGGUGGAUCUACUGAGUCCCCUGGAGAUAGUGUUGGAGCCAAAAAAGUGCAUCAAGUGACAAUGACACAACCCAAACGCACCUUCACCACAGUCCGGACCCCGAAGGACAUUGCAUCAGAGAACUCUAUCUCCAGGUUACUCUUCUGCUGCUGGUUCCCCUGGAUGCUGAGGGCAGAGAUGCAGUCUUAGAGGCCCUGGCUACCCAGCAAAUGAGACAGAGUCCCCUCUAGCAUCUCCUGACACAAGGAGCCCCCAGCCACCCUGAGAUAGAGAUUCCCAGUAACACCUCCAGAAUAGAGACCCCUGUUAGCCAGCCCUCAAUUACUGAGGUCCCAUUAUUAACAUAUCCCCCAUGACAACCCUCCCAGAUACAGACCCCAUGUCACCCUGAAAGAGAUUUCCCUGAGUAGCACCUUCAGGCUAGUCCCUGUCCCCUACUUCUCAGAACAGAUCCCCCAAUAAACAGAUUUCCACCUCACCCCAAGUGAUGGUGACCCUCUCCAUAAUGCUCCACAACAAAACAUUCCUGAGUUACCCACCAGUGGCUCAGAGUCCCAUGAAUGAAGACCCCUCUCUCUCCUUUCUCCUUAAACAUAGGUCACACCUCCAGAGUAGCCGACCAUGUCACUAUUCCCAUUUAACAUCAGUCUCCUCAAGAUGUUGUGACCUCAGGUCAGCUUAAAGCCCUUACACGUUAAUCUGAGAUGCCCUCCAUUCACAGAGCCCCUUGUUCUUACCCCUAAAGAGACCCACUUAACCAGCACACCGUCACUUCCAAUUUACAGACACCAAAAUAGUCCUGGAAGUGUGAAUUACAGGACUCCAAGUCUUCCUGCCCUCUGUACCCUCAAGAAACCCCCAGUGCCUUGUAUGAAGCCCACUCCACAUGGCCCACAGUCUCUGUGCUGGCCAAGGCUCCCAGAAAAUUCUCUAUUUUUUAAAAAAGUAAUGACUUCCCCUUUGGGGGGAAUCCCAAAAUUUGGAGACCCCAUUCUGGAACUCUGGGGAGGCCAAAUUCCAGAGUAUGUAUAUCCCCAACUUCCCAAGCCCUACAGUCCCUAGAAGACCCCCGAGUUUCUAAAUCCCAGGACCCCAAAAUCAUAUCUAAAAUCCCAGGAACCCCAAAUCCCAGAACCCCCAAAUCCCCACAGAAUCCCACAUUUUAAAAUCUAAUUCCAAACCCUCAGGAAACCCCAAUCAUGAGGUCCUUAAGACUGGGAUGGAGGCGUCUGCUGUCAGGACGUGCAUUCCAGGCUCCCAGGACACCUCAGAACCUAUUUACAGGCACCAGGAGACCCCAAAUAGGAAGUCCCAUCGUUGGGACAAAAAUAGAGGACUUCAAUGCCCUCAUUCCAUGGUUCUACAGAUCUACAAAACCCCAAACUCUUAAGAGGCCCAGUCCCAAGGGAACCCCCAAAUCCCAAAGCUUCCAUCUCUAAUAUGUGGAGGGCCACAGGACCCCAAAUCUUGGAGUCCCAAUUUCAAUCUACCUUCCGGUCACAGGUCCAAGACACUAAAUCAGAGUCAUUGGCCCCAAAGGACCUCACAGCACUUGGGCCAGACCAACAGCCUGAGGGAGAACCUGAUGGCCCCAUGGGUCCAGAGCGGACCUGGGGUUCUGACCACCAAGGACAGCUCACGACUGCCCCUUCACUGCAUGUCCCCAAGCUCAGCAUGACCCCUGUCCUCUUCAAUAAAGACGUUUCUAUGGC